Telopea speciosissima is the source of this 1672-nucleotide messenger RNA. RefSeq names its product serine/threonine-protein phosphatase PP1-like. Gene Ontology annotation, molecular function: protein serine/threonine phosphatase activity. The record is from RefSeq and is a predicted model, not a curated record. The transcript is spliced from 4 exons. Gene Ontology annotation, cellular component: nucleus; cytoplasm. The coding region runs from base 394 to 1374 and encodes 326 amino acids. Lineage: Eukaryota; Viridiplantae; Streptophyta; Magnoliopsida; Proteales; Proteaceae.
CGCGACCAUCCUCUCUCCUGCUCUCUCUCUCUCUCUGCCUUUAAAGUAACGAACAAAAUUCGGUCCUCUCUUUCUCAAUCGGUCGUUCUCUCUCACAGUUUAUGUAGGAAUCUUUAGUCUUUGCUUUAAAUCAGCGAUGGAGGGGAAUUUCUCAAAAGCUCUUCGAUUCUUAGAAGGGAGAAAAAGCCAAGUCCAGAGAUAAAGUAAGAUAAAGGUUUCUCCUCUGCAAAUGAUGUAAUUCUCCUCUUACACCACUGCAACAGAAGAAGCUCAUCAUCAACAACAGAAGAAGGGGUAAAAACGAAGUUUGUUUUUGUCUCUGCUUUCCCUUUCUUUUUGAAUUACACAAAAUUUCGUCGCUGCGGCAGAGAUUGAGUUUGGGGCAACUAAGGGAUGGACUCUGCUGUUCUCGAUGACAUAAUCAAUCGGCUUCUUGAAGUUCGAGGUAGACCGGGGAAGCAGGUCCAGCUCUCAGAGUCAGAGAUCCGGCAACUUUGUGUUGUAUCCAAAGACAUUUUCUUGCAGCAGCCCAAUCUAUUGGAGCUUGAGGCGCCCAUCAAGAUUUGCGGUGACGUUCACGGUCAGUAUUCUGAUCUCUUAAGGCUUUUUGAAUAUGGUGGUUUCCCUCCACAAGCAAAUUACCUAUUCUUGGGAGAUUAUGUGGAUCGCGGCAAGCAAAGCCUGGAGACCAUUUGCCUUCUCCUUGCGUAUAAAAUAAAAUAUCCUGAAAAAUUUUUCCUGUUGAGGGGCAAUCAUGAGUGUGCUUCUAUAAACCGUAUAUAUGGAUUUUAUGAUGAAUGUAAGCGAAGAUUCAAUGUUAGGCUGUGGAAAGUCUUCACAGAUUGUUUUAACUGCUUACCAGUGGCAGCUCUCAUAGACGAAAAGAUUCUCUGCAUGCAUGGAGGUCUUUCUCCUGACCUUCAUAAUUUGGAUCAAAUACGAAACCUACAGCGCCCGACAGAUGUCCCAGACACUGGUUUGCUUUGUGAUCUCCUCUGGUCGGAUCCCAGUAAAGAUAUUCAGGGUUGGGGGAUGAAUGAUAGGGGAGUCUCGUAUACCUUUGGUGCUGAUAAAGUGACAGAAUUUCUUAUGAAGCAUGAUCUUGACCUUAUUUGUCGCGCUCACCAGGUUGUGGAGGAUGGAUAUGAGUUUUUUGCUAACAGGCAACUUGUAACAAUAUUUUCAGCACCUAAUUACUGUGGGGAGUUUGACAAUUCAGGUGCCAUGAUGAGUGUCGAUGAGACUCUGAUGUGCUCUUUCCAAAUAUUAAAGCCUGCAGAAAAGAAAGCAAAGUUCAAUUUUGGGAGCACCACUACAACUAAGCCUGGAACCCCACCAGCAGGAGUUAAGUCUUUCCUUGGUGCAAAAGUGUGAGCUGCAUUCAAGAUGGAGGAGAUGCACUGCCUUUGUAUGUCAUGUCAGUGUUGGCCAUGUGAAGGAGGAAUUCAAUUUCGUUUUAAUCUAGUUCAGAAGUGUAAAAAAAAGGAAAAGUCUUCAGCUAAAAAGAAUGCAAAGAUUUUUUUUACCCCUUUUCCCUGGUAUAAAGCUGCCUCACUCUAUGAACACUAGCUGAUGCUAUGAAUGAUUGGCGUGUGAACUAGUAUGUGUUAUUGUCUCCCCCACCCUUUGUGCAAUGUGCCCUAUACCCUUUAGAAUUCAAGCUGUUGCAGAA